Perca flavescens (yellow perch) is the source of this 2135-nucleotide messenger RNA. It is a transcript of the gene eda, whose product is annotated as ectodysplasin A. The record is from RefSeq and is a predicted model, not a curated record. NCBI's taxonomy places the organism in Eukaryota, Metazoa, Chordata, Actinopteri, Perciformes, Percidae. Gene Ontology annotation, cellular component: membrane. Gene Ontology annotation, molecular function: tumor necrosis factor receptor binding; death receptor binding; death receptor agonist activity. Gene Ontology annotation, biological process: animal organ development; immune response. The coding region runs from base 219 to 1322 and encodes 367 amino acids. The transcript has 8 exons.
UCUGGCCCGGAUAAUCUGGGUUCGUAAUUUGUCCUCGGCCAAUCACAGAAGAGGUGGGCGGGACUCCAUUGUUACUACAGAUACUCGGAGAAGUUUGAGCCGACCUGCUGCAGCUGCACCUAUGAGCCUCCGCGUUAAUGAAUAGCCGCGGCCCGCGCGAGACAAAACGAGCCGAUUAUGCCGAGAUAAAGAGCAUCUGACUCGCGCUCUGUCUGAUAAUGGCACGCGAUGGUUCAUCCGCGGAGGUCUUCCCGGACAAAGUGAUGCCCAGAGCAGCUCCCUGCACGUGCGGCAAGAAGUGCAGGAGUCGGAGCAGCAGCGUCCUCUUCCUGGGAUUAUUCCUGCUGUCGCUGUCUCUACACGCUGUCACCCUCGUCUGCUACCUGGACCUGCGGUCCGAAGUCAAAAGGGAAAUUAUCCACCAGAAGCGGGAUACAAUGUUGACACUCGCGGGGAGUGACCUGGCUGACCCGGCGACGGUGCUCUCGCCCGGACUCCCGCGACUGGACUCCGGCAGCAGCCGCGGCGCAGAGGGUCACGAGGAGAAGUUACUGCACAGAAAUGGCGAAUUCCAUGCCACAGAGGAUAACAGGGGCAUUACUCAGCGAGCGAAAAGAAGUCCCGGCAAGCAGCCAGAAACAGAAUCGACUGGAAGGGAGAGAAGGAAAGAGAAGAAAAAAGGGAAAAAAAGGUCUGUGCCGGGCCCCCCUGGUCCCCCGGGCCCACAGGGGCCACCGGGCAUCCCUGGAAUCCCCGGUAUUCCAGGAAGCAACGCUGUGGGGCCCGCAGGACCCCCUGGACCUCCCGGGCCACAGGGACCUCCGGGCACUCAAGGUCCAGCAGGGGUUCUCGAUAAGACGAAAACAAAAGAAUUCCAGCCUGCAGUGGUUCAUCUGCAAGGGCAGGAGACAACCAUCCAAGUGAGAGAAGAUCUGUCUGAAGGCAUCCUUCGGAACUGGAAGAUGGUGUCCAUCCAUCACCGCGUGUUUAAAAUGCACUCUCGCUCCGGAGAGCUGGAGGUGCUGCUGGACGGUGUCUACUUCAUAUAUAGUCAGGUAGAAGUGUACUACCUCAACUUCACCGACAUUGCCAGCUACGAGGUGAUGGUGGACUCCAACCCGUUCCUCCGCUGCACCUGCAGCAUCGAGACGGGCCAGCGCAAGUUCAACACCUGCUACACGGCCGGGGUGAGCCUGCUCCGCGCCGGCCAGAGGAUCUCCAUACGCAUAGUGUAUGAGGACACGCUCAUCAGCAUGACCAACCACACCACCUUCCUGGGAAGUGUCAGACUUGGAGAGGCUCCAUCUGCUGGGCAGAACUGAUAAUUACACAACCACCAGCCCUCUACAUGAAACGCCCCGCCCCCCCACCACCGUCUCGCACCUGUUUAGAGGAAACUCAAAUUAAAUUGGGGAAGCUGCUAGGUGACUUUUGUUCACUUUCACAGUUGUGUAUUAAGAAAAAGACGAUAUAGACUGUUACGCUUCCCCCUCACAUUGAUUCUGUGCAAAGAGAUCAGCCUUGAUGAGCCUCAUCAAACAAACGUUUCUAUUUAUAGUCACCAUUUUGUGUCAACACAGACGGCAUCUCUCUUUAUAACAAGGAAGGACACUGCGCUGACAUAUACUUUAAUAUUUACAUAUUUUUAAGUGCUGUUGAAUGAUAAUCUUGUAUCUCCAAAAACACCAGCUAUGUUUUAUCUGCAGUUUGUAUACUUGGUCAUUUUAAUUAGUUUAAUUAUAUUAACAGUUAUAAGUAAGUGGUUUAAUGAGGGGUUUAAAGCUCCAUACGCCCCAGGGUUAUACAAAUAAUAAUAAAAAAAAAGUUCAUAUACAUGUUAAUAGCAAGUAUAAAGGUAUCUAUGCAAAGCUGAGAAUAAUCUAUUAAAACUGGAGUUAUAAGGUAUUCACAGAGCAACAGCACUAUAUAUUUUGCACACAUUUGCACUACAGCAUCCCUGCAGAAUAUCAGUGAUAUGUUUUGUUUCAGUGCUAUUGUUUAGUUGCCGUAUGAAUGAAUCCAUGUGGAAAAAUGAUAGUUGUUUAUACGUCUCUGUACAUAUUGUAUAUAAAAAGGGAUAUACUUUUGUAAAUUGAGUUGAUUGAUGGAUUAAACGGUUUCAUUUUCUGUCUAAA